Molecule: messenger RNA, 1803 nt
Organism: Aspergillus ibericus CBS 121593
Lineage: Eukaryota; Fungi; Ascomycota; Eurotiomycetes; Eurotiales; Aspergillaceae
Product: DUF4246 domain-containing protein
Exons: 4
Coding region: 1-1803 (600 amino acids)
Source: RefSeq, a predicted model, not a curated record
AUGGACCUGCCCCGGACGAGUCUUCCUGGCUUCGGUCAGCCCCUCAAGACUAACCUGCCGCUCAUCGACUCCGAAGGUAAACGGCGACGGUUUCCUCAUGCUAUAUGCGACACCUGCAAUGGUGUGGGCAUCUCGCUUCGCGAGCGUCGAAUGUUGGAACUGAUCAAUCAAAUCACCGAUAAGCCCGAGUGGGAUCGGAAGGUCUUCGACGAGGAAAUCGUGAGUAAAUGGAGGAGUGAGGCCUGUGUCUGGCGGGCCGAGCUGCGGGAGGACUAUCUGUCGGCGGCCAUGUUUGACUACUGUGUUCAAGAGUUGCGCGACAAAGCCACGUAUUUCCAGGCGUCUCACAUGGUUUCCGUCUGGGACAGCGACAGAGCCAUUGUCAAAUCCGACACGGUAGUGACCCCGACUCUCGCUAGCUCGCUACGACAGAACGUCCAGGCUCUGGAGGAUGUGCCCGACCAGUGGAAGGAUUGGCAUCCCGGAUCUAAUCAGCAAGUCCUGGAUCUCCUACAUCCCUCGCUCUUCCCCCUAAUUUAUGGCAAAUCCCGCGCGUUGCCACAUGGGACGGUGCCGCUUGAUGAUUGCGCUCGCUUCAGUGGCGAGGGCGCGAUAGUCGACCCCGAAUUAGAUGGCACCCGAGAGACCUUGGGGACUCUCCCAGAAUGGGGGAGCUUUCAGUGGCUCCCCUCCAACAUCUCACUAGAUCAAGGCGGCCAACCCAGAAUCGUCAGCUACAUCAACAAUCUACACCCGAAAGUGCACCGGCCACUUUAUGGGACCCUGGAACGCUUCGUCGCUGCUGCUAUCCCUCUCUGGAACGAGUGUCUCACCUGGUCAGAAUCCCGGUUGAGGAUUGAGGUUCCGGGACUGGGGAAUGAAGCCCUCACAACACCUGAUGGAGUGACCUUUACUCCUGCCGAGGACGACGUGUAUUCGGAUACGGAAAUCCGACCUUAUACAUGGGAGGAAGCCAAGGAAAUCGACUUCAUUCGAGAUGAGAAUUACUGGGAGUGGUGUAGAGCCAAUCGCAUUGUCAUACCAACAGAACCAGGCCCUUUUUGCUCCCGUCAACAAUGGGAGGAGCGAGCGGACCACCGACGCGUCGACUUGCAGAAGCAGUUUGCCGAGUCCGGGCUGCAGGUCAUCUUCAAACUUGCCAACAUCCACCUGACCCCUGAACAACCGCAGUACGAUGGGGGGUCCUGGCAUAUUGAAGGAGCAAUGAACGAGCACAUUGUUGCCACGGCGCUCUAUUACUACGACGAACACAAUAUCACUCCUAGUCAUCUCGCCUUCCGUCAGUCGUUGGAUAACGACGAAAUUUCGAUGAGUGUUGGACAGUACGAAUACGAUGCUAUGGAGCUGUUUCUUGGUAUUGAAAACUAUGGUUCUGCAAUCCAAAAUCUCGGUAGUGUCCUCACCAGGCCAGGCCGUCUCCUUGCCUUCCCCAAUACCCUUCAACACCAAGUUCAGCCAUUCCAACUUGUCGACCCCACGCGGCCUGGCCAUCGAAAGAUCUUAGCCAUGUUUUUGGUGGAUCCGCAUAUUCCGGUCUUGUCGACGGCCAAUGUGCCACCCCAGCGCAAAGAUUGGUGGGCAGAUGAAGUACGCAACGUACCUCCGUUCAACCGCUUGCCCAGGGAGAUUUUCAACAUGAUCAUGCUACAUGUGACGGGCUUCCCUCUCAGCUGGGAGGAUGCAGUGAAGGCCAGGCAGGACCUCAUGGAUGAACGAGGAGCACUAGUCGAGCAAAUCAACGACGAUAUGGAAGAUGACAAAUUCUUCUUCUGCGAGCACUAG